AUGAGUGCACCUGUUGAAGCUCGGUCGAUAUCUUCGCUCAGUACUCUCCUCUCAAAUCCUCCCCGAUACCCGCGAAAUCCCACCCAUCAAAUCCAUGAAUCCCUCGUCCUCUACAUUGUUCGGGUGCCGGGCAGCAAAGAUGUGUUCCUCACACCGCUCAAGCCGCCUACCAAGACCUCCAUAAGCAUCGAGGCCGUCCAGUCAAGUCUGUAUUUUCUUCACGUCGAAAGGCCCGAAGAUGAAGAGCUGCGGAUGUCUCUGGAGGCCACCAAGAUAGCCGAAAGUCGCAACAACGAGAACAUCCCCAUCCAGAGGAAGCCUCUGCCUCCUGCACCCUAUGCCAACUAUCCCGCCGCUCAGCGGCCUCUCACUCCGCCCAAGAGCUACCCACACUACCAGCCCCCAUUGACGGACUCUCCAACGGCGACCCAAGUCGAGCGACAUGCGGCUAGAGGAGCCCAUCUAAGACUCAACACUUCUGAGGCAAUCAAUCCCUCGGGUAUCCCACGCAAGCCAGUUGUUCCACGGCAUAUGCCGCCGCGCUCAUUUGCCGAGUCGUCAUCUGUCAGGACUGACCGGACAAGUGGUGAGCCCCUCAGCGGUCUUGAUGACGAACAGAGAAAGUCCAGCCUGGCCAGGAAACCCGUUCAGCCGGCAUCCCCAGCCGGCGCAUACGUGAAAAGUGAUGCAGGCUGUGAUGGUGCAUCUUCGAUAGUUGACAUCCCACAACGAGCUUUCCCCAACCCAAGCCUCUCUGGUUAUGGUGCGACCAAGACAGUCGAACAUCUGUCACCUCACACCUUGCGGAUCACCUUAAUUCGCAGGGAUCCUGCGUCUGGCAGCCAGUGGAAUGUGGGAAGCAUAACCUAUCGAGACUCGACGGCACAGGAAAAUCCCUUAAGGGGAUUCGAGGUUGAUCUUACCUCUCCAGGAUAUGUCAAGUUCGCCCAAUUGGAAGGCAGCUCAGCCAAUGGCUUAAAUAGGAGAGUGGCUUAUAUGUUUGUUCCUAACAACGAAGGAUCACCUACGACCAGGAAAAGAAGUAACUCUUCUGAACUGUUUUCGAGCAAUGGUACCUCCAGCAGAAAGCCGCGUCAAGCCCUUUCAUUCAUCUCACCAUGGCAGGGCAUGUGCUCUUUCAGUAAUGGAUUAGAUGGCAAAAGCAUACGAUGUCGACAUACAUUACCAACUGCAAAUCCAUCCAUGUCGGCUGGUGCUGCCGACGUUGCAGAAUUACGCUUCAAUCUGCCUUGGUCCAUUCUUCGCCUCAAAGAUCCCAACAAGCAAGGGAAAGAGGCAUCAGCAGUGUUACCCAGCAUGCCUUCAUCGCGUCCGGCGAAUGCGUCCAACCGAGAACAGUGGAGACGAAGUUUCCAAGCACUGACUCACAAAGCGCGGAUGCAAGUUUCCCAUCUUGAAAGCAGCACUGACAGUCCACGGAUUGUACACUCCAAGAGGGAUUCAACUCAGCCUCCCGAGGCGGGCGAAGAAGAUCGCAUGAACUUGGCUCUCGGGCGGGAGAGAGCCGGAGGCGGUUUCAAAGGCCAGAGUGCCAAACUGGGCAAGCUGAUCAUCGACGAUGAAGGCUUGAAGAUGUGUGAUCUGGUCGUGGCAGCAAGUAUGGGAGUUUGGUGGCAGCAUUACUCUGGGGACCGGUCGCAUUAA
Messenger RNA from Capronia epimyces CBS 606.96, 1665 nucleotides. RefSeq lists its product as uncharacterized. The coding region runs from base 1 to 1665 and encodes 554 amino acids. NCBI's taxonomy places the organism in Eukaryota, Fungi, Ascomycota, Eurotiomycetes, Chaetothyriales, Herpotrichiellaceae. The record is from RefSeq and is a predicted model, not a curated record. The transcript is spliced from 2 exons.